Ixodes scapularis (black-legged tick) is the source of this 3044-nucleotide messenger RNA. RefSeq names its product GATOR complex protein WDR59 (gene Wdr59). The record is from RefSeq and is a predicted model, not a curated record. Gene Ontology annotation, molecular function: protein binding. The coding region runs from base 21 to 2879 and encodes 952 amino acids. NCBI's taxonomy places the organism in Eukaryota, Metazoa, Arthropoda, Arachnida, Ixodida, Ixodidae. The transcript has 26 exons.
AUCCGAAGAAGGAGUUGAGCAUGGCGUCUGUAAAUAUGUCGUCUGUCGUAUCAGAGCAUAAAGAUUUACAGGCUACCGCGAUGGCCCUGGAUUCUGAGGGCCAAUACGCAGUCUUGGCCGGGCGCCGAUGCAUCGCUCUCGUCAAUCUGGAUUCUCCUGACACCACACUAAAGAGGAGUGUCCGGCAAAGCAAGUUUGAAAUCAGCUCUGCAGAGUGGAAUCCACAUCUGACAGACACAUUCCUGUUGGCGUGCAACCAAAGUGUUGAACUCCUGACCUGGUGCAAUGGUGAACUGCGGUCCAAACACACCACACCAAGAGCACAUACGAGGGCAAUCAGUGACAUUAACUGGUCGCCUUUCGAUGAAAAUCUUCUAGCGACAUCGUCAUUUGACACCUAUGUUCAUAUUUGGGACAGCAGGGAACCACGAAAACCAUACUUGUCCUUGUCAGCAGUUACUGGAGCCAGUCAAGUCAAAUGGAACAAAAUAACCCAGCAUGUCCUUGCCACGUCACAUGACGGUGAUGUCAGGAUAUGGGACACAAGAAAAAGUGCAAGUCCAGUACAGUAUAUUGCUGCCCAUUCUUCGAAAAUUUAUGGCCUAGGUUGGAACCCAGCCAGUGAAAACCAACUAGCAACAUCUAGUCAAGAUGGAACUGUCAAGUUCUGGGAUGUGACCAACCCUAAGAAAGUUGAAUACACACUCCAAGCUGGAGCACCUGUAUUUAAAGCACGGUACUUGCCUUUUGGAAAUGGCUUGGUGACUGUUUUGGUGCCAAGACAGCGGAAAGGUGAUAACAACUUGGUCAUCUGGAAUUGUUUCCACCUGAACGAGCCAGUCCAGGCUUUCCACGGACACUCGGAUGCGAUACUCGAGUUCGGCUGGAGGAAGCCGCGACUAGAUUCUCGAGACUAUCAGUUGGUCACAUGGUCUAAGGAUCAGAGCUUGCACCUGUGGAAUGUGGAUGUACGGCUCCAAGGGCAGUGUGGCCAGGAGGUGUCAGAAGAAGACUCGGUGUCCUUGGGCGCCUCCAUGCUCGCCGAGGUCCCAAGUACACCUGUGUCCUCGGAGUUGUCAAAGUCAUUUGGUCCGCUCCCAGGGGACUCCCCUUUGCCACAGCAUCCCCCCUUCGACCUGGAGAGAGAGUUCUCCCUCCUCAACAUUAACAUUCCAAAAGUCAUUGUUCAAGAGCUGGAUCCUGGUAAACGAGUCUGCUGUGUCACAGUGACUGUGGGGAUGCACAUCCUUGGAUUGAAGCUCACUUUUCCUCAGCUGUACCCGUACAACGCGAGCCCCACUUUUCAGUUCCUCAAGGGAACAACUGUGGACAGCAAUGUCAAAGCUAAACUACUCAGGGUCUUGCGAAUGACCUCCGAACAACAUGUCAAGAGAAACCGCUCCUGCUUAGAGCCCUGCCUUCGACAGUUGGUUGCUACCCUAGAGAGUUGCAUUGAGUCAGCAGAGGUGGAAGACAAUGACAGUGGCUACAUUUCUGAGCGCUUGAAGCUGCCCUAUGCUGUGUACGGCUCCUUUCAAGAUUCCAGUGUGCCAUUUCCGAGGACAUCUGGAGCACGUUUCUGUGGGGCAGACUAUCUGGUGUGCUUCACACGGCCUUCACACUUCCAGAAAAUGAAUGCUCCAACCGAAGUGACCCCUCGUUCCCUAAGUGCUCUGGGCGCCUAUUUGGCAUCUCAGCACAAGGCGAGCAGACCGCCAUCAACUUCCUCCCUUGUGAGCCUAUAUGCUCCUCACAGUCCUGGUACGGCAGCCACCCAAACUCAAGAUGUGUCCAUCUCGUCCUUCUACUAUCAGGAACGUAAAGGAAGAGGCCGUACACAACGAAGAACAGGCCGUCAAGCUUCAUCACAGCAGCAUCCUGUCCCAAGUGCAGCUGUGCUCCUUUACAACAUGUCGGGCAUUAUGCCAAUCAACCAGGUCUUGGCUCAAAAUUACCUGUUGGAUUGUGGGGAUCCAGUUGGUUCAUGCAACCACAAUGCAAGCUGGGCCGCCAGCGUGGGCCGGAAGGACCUUGUGCAGGUGUGGUCUCUGGCUGCUCUUGUUGCCAAUCCAGAUCUGGCGCAUGACAAACAAAGUCCUGACGUGGGGGUUCCGUGGGCUCAACAUCCCUUCGGCAGACAGAUGCUGGAAUCAAUCAUUGGUCACUACCUGAGACACUCUGAUAUACAAACCGUAGCAAUGCUUUGCUGUCUCUUUGGUGGAGGAAAUGUGGAUGGAAACAGUGGAAAGAAGUUUGCUUUUGAUCAAGCCUGCACCAGUCAGCUUUCUGGGAGCUGGUGGCAGAAGGUUGGUGGAUCUCCGUACCACACUGUGACUGGCCCUUCCGAUGUGAUGUUUGAUGGCUUAUAUGCAGUGGAAUCCCUGAAGCGCAAUCGUUCAAACAGCUGGUCAGAUUCGAUUGAUGACAUCAGGUACAUGGACAACAGCCCAGACCCACAGAAGGUGGAACGUGCCAAGCAUCGUGCAAAUUGCAAGUUGCUCGACCCCAAGAAGAGCACUCAGUACGACGAGUUUAAGAAGAAAUAUGCUGAAAUUUUGUACAAAUGGAACCUAUUUGAGCAGAGGGCAAGUGUUUUGAAGUGCCUCUCAACCAGUCCGCCAAAACACAAAGGAGUUGAGUUUAUAACGACCUGCCAUUACUGCAAGCAUGAUGUGAAGAAUGUGCAGUGCACACAGUGCAAGCGGUUAAGCUUGCUUUGUGUUGUCUGUCAUAUUGCAGUGCGUGGUCAUGCUCAUGCCUGUGUCGCCUGUGGCCAUGGCGGCCAUGUGGAACACAUGCUGAGCUGGUUCAAGGAGCAGUCACAGUGUCCGUCAGGUUGCGGCUGCCAUUGCCUCGAUGAGGGCAAAGUUUUUGCAUGAUUCACUUCCUCUUGUAAAAGCUAAUGUGCGGAGUGAUUCCAUCUUCUGCGCAGUGACCAAAUGCUCAAGACCCACAAGCACACCUGGAAUGGGUGUUAUUUAUUUGUAGAUGUCACUUGUUGAAAAUGAAUUGUUAAUGAAAAUAGAAAGAAAAAAAAGUUUAUC